UUACCUCUCAGCAUUUGUUAUAAGCUAAAGAGGUGGCCAGGGCUGGUAUCCUAACAGCGCCUACAAAAAGCUAUUCAUGAUGUCAGACUAUAAUUGGUUUGAAAGAAUACCUUUUCUUAACAUAGGAUUUUAUAAAGAAAUUGUGGAAGAUAUUCGUAAUAAAUUUGUGGUAAAAGAAGAAGACUUGAUCAUAUUGACUUACCCAAAGUCAGGAACAAACUGGCUGGCUGAGAUUGUCUGCUUGAUUCAAACUAAGGGAGAUCCCAGGCGGAUCCAAUCUAUGCCCAACUGGGAUCGUGUCCCCUGGCUAGAGUCUAAGAAAGGAUAUCCUGUAUUAAUACAUAAGGAAGAACCACGACUCAUGAAAUCCCAUCUUCCCAUCCAUCUUUUCUCCAAGUCUCUCUUCAGUUCCAAGGCCAAGGUUAUCUAUCUCAUCAGAAAUCCCAGAGAUGUUCUUGUUUCUGGUUAUUUUUUCUGGGGUAAGGCAAAUUUUGUGAAGAAUCCAGAGUCACUGGAGACUUAUUUUGAAUGGUUUCUCAAAGGCAAUGUUCCAUAUGGAUCAUGGUUUGAGCAUAUCCGUGGCUGGCUGUCCAUGAGAGAAUGGGACAACUUCAUGGUGCUAUACUAUGAAGAGAUGAAAAAGGAUACAAAGGGAACAAUAAAGAAGAUCUGUGAGUUCCUAGAGAAAAAAUUAGGGCCAGAUGAGCUGGAUCUGGUCCUCAAGUACAGCUCCUUUCAAGUGAUGAAAGAAAACAACAUGUCCAAUUUUAGUCUCAUUGAAAAAGAUUUGUUUCCUAAUGGCAUAGACCUCAUGCGAAAAGGCACAACUGGUGACUGGAAGAAUCACUUCACAGUAGCCCAAGCUGAAGCCUUCAAUAAAGUAUUCCAGGAUAAAAUGGCCGGUUUCCCUCCAGGGAUGUUCCCAUGGGAAUAAGUUUUCAAAAUUUUAAAUAUUAUAUAAACACUGAUGUUUAUGUUGUUCUAUAUGUGAAUAACUGAAUGUGGUCAUAGAAUAAAUCCUGUUGUGGAA
Arvicanthis niloticus (Nile rat) is the source of this 1030-nucleotide messenger RNA. The record is from RefSeq and is a predicted model, not a curated record. Lineage: Eukaryota; Metazoa; Chordata; Mammalia; Rodentia; Muridae.